AUGGGAUCCGUUCAAGUGGAACGCUUCGAUGUCUUGAUUAUCGGAGCCGGGCUGUCUGGGGUCUGCAGUAUUUACCAUCUCCGAAAGCGCUUUCCCGACUGGCGCAUUCGUGUGCUUGAAGCGGCCGAGGGUGUUGGCGGGACCUGGUACUGGAAUAGAUAUCCAGGCGCUCGAGUUGAUUCGGAGUCCUUAUCGUACGCUUUCUCCUUCGAUAAGGAGCUGAUGAAUGAAUGGCACUGGAAAGAAAGCUUUGCGCCACAAUCAGAAAUCCUGCGCUAUAUCCAACGUAUUUCAGAGAAACAUGACUUGGCCAAGGAUAUCCAGUUCCAGACUAGGAUCAAGUCCGCAUGUUGGCAAGACACCAGCCGAACAUGGCUGUUCACAGACGAGGCCGGAGCUCAGUACGAAACGACCUUCUUCGUGAGUUGUAUGGGCUUUCUCUCUGCUCCUAGUCUUCCUGGUAUUCCUGGCAUCGAAAAUUUUAGGAAUGAAGCGUUCCACACCUCACGCUGGCCAAAGAACCUCAACCUGAGCCGUGACUUCGCCGGUAAACGGGUCGGUAUUAUUGGAACAGGCGCUACGGGAAUCCAGACAACCACAGCAGUAUCCAAAGAGCCAAGUAUCCGCUCUGUGACUGUUUUUCAGAGGACACCGAAUUGGUCUGCCCCUCUUCGCAAUGAAGAGAUCUCGCUUGAUCAAAUGAAAGAGCACUGGAAGAACUACGAUGCCCUCUUUGAAUACUGUGCCGAAACACCAUCUUGUUUCAUGCACAAGGCUGACCCUCGAAAGACACUUGAGGUUUCGGAAGAGGAGCGGCUUGAAUUGUGGGAAAAGAAAUACGCUGAGCCAGGCUUUGCCAAGUGGCUGGGUGUUUUCAGCGACACGUACACCAACCGUGAGGCUAAUAAGCUAUACUCGAAUUUCAUGGCGAGCAAGAUCAGAGAACGCAUCCAUGAUCCGGAGGUGGCAGAUAGCCUGAUUCCCAAGAGUCACGGUUUUGGGACUCGCCGUGUGCCGCUGGAGAGUGGAUACUUUGAAGCUUUCAACAAACCACACGUCCGUCUGGUUGACCUGCAAAAGACGCCUGUGGAGAGGAUUACAGAGACGGGCAUCAUGACUGCAGAUGGCGAACAUCAUGAUCUGGACGUUUUGAUAUAUGCAACUGGCUUCGAUGCGAUCACCGGAGCCUUUAGUGCGAUCGAGUGGCAUGCCAAGGACGGCCGCCCUCUUCUGGGGAGCAGUGACGCGAAAGAAAGCGAUCAAGCCAUUUGGAUUGAUCACCGGCCACGUACGUACCUUGGCUUGACAGCGUGCUCAAUGCCGAAUAUGUUCAUGGUUCUUGGGCCGCAUCAGCCAUUUGGCAAUGCCCCACGGACGAUCGAGCAUGCCGUCGCUGUUGUUUCUGACCUUCUGCAAUACUGCAAGGAUAAGAACUACACUUAUGUGGAGCCAACUGUGGAAGCCGUGGAGAGCUGGACCGAACAUGUUAUCGAAUGCAGUAGGGGCCAGCUAGCAAAUGAGGUUGACAGUUGGAUGACUGGUGUCAACAAGAAUAUUCAGGGUAAGACGGCGCGCAGCGUCGCUAGAUACUCUGGACACGCUGCUGAAUACCGUCGAAGGUGUGCCGAGUGCAAGGAAGCUGGUUGGAAAGGACUGACGUUUGCAUGA
This is a messenger RNA of Penicillium chermesinum, 1668 nucleotides long. RefSeq names its product flavin-containing monooxygenase. The coding region runs from base 1 to 1668 and encodes 555 amino acids. Gene Ontology annotation, molecular function: N,N-dimethylaniline monooxygenase activity; NADP binding; flavin adenine dinucleotide binding. The record is from RefSeq and is a predicted model, not a curated record. Lineage: Eukaryota; Fungi; Ascomycota; Eurotiomycetes; Eurotiales; Aspergillaceae. The transcript has a single exon.